ACACAUUAUUUAAAUAUGGGGCGAAUGGGCCAAAUUAAAUGGGAUAAAGCUCAACGAUGUGCCCCAGUACAUAAUAUUAUUUCUUCCGAUUUCCCCAAAUAUAAUCCUCAACCAUGGAAAUUUAUGGAGGGUAAAUCGCGCAUAGGAUGGCUGCUCUCCUACGAAUACCAAAGAAUGUGGAUUGCUGAAAGAGACCUCUGGAAGAAACGAAUGUACCCUGAGCACACCGCUGUUAACAUUGACAUAGUGAAAACUUACGUCUUGAGCUUCAAGAAUGCCCAGAAGCCCCCAAAACCUGAGAAAGAGAAAAUGUUUAAAAUGAAAAAGUUUGAAGGUAUCAGCAGUAAAACUACAAAUAAACGCGCCAAAGAUGACAAAGCGAUGAACUACAAGAAAGAUCUGAAGAAUAAGAAGCCUGAGAACAAAGAAGAGGCAUGA
Cydia amplana is the source of this 438-nucleotide messenger RNA. RefSeq lists its product as uncharacterized. Lineage: Eukaryota; Metazoa; Arthropoda; Insecta; Lepidoptera; Tortricidae. The record is from RefSeq and is a predicted model, not a curated record. The transcript has 3 exons. The coding region runs from base 16 to 438 and encodes 140 amino acids.